Mugil cephalus (flathead mullet) is the source of this 5032-nucleotide messenger RNA. It is a transcript of the gene ehd3, whose product is annotated as EH-domain containing 3. The coding region runs from base 904 to 2511 and encodes 535 amino acids. Gene Ontology annotation, cellular component: cytoplasm; plasma membrane. Lineage: Eukaryota; Metazoa; Chordata; Actinopteri; Mugiliformes; Mugilidae. Gene Ontology annotation, molecular function: GTP binding; protein binding; calcium ion binding. Gene Ontology annotation, biological process: endosomal transport; endocytosis. The record is from RefSeq and is a predicted model, not a curated record. The transcript has 9 exons.
UUGUGGUAGUAGUAGGUAAUCGUAAAACAUAAUAACAUGGUCAUUUUUUUUCCCCACAUAGAGGUGAACAAAGAUAGUCGUCAAAGAUAGUUCCUGGCCGCUAGGUGGCGCGUUGUGUUUUAACGGCAGCGUCUGCGGCUCCCUCAUCAUCCAACAUGGCGCCGUCCGGGCCGACUUCAUCAUCUCCAGCUCCCUCAUCACUGGGCGGGGCCGCGGUGGGUCGGGCUGCCAGACGUUGGGCACUUCCGCCGGGCUCGGGUUUCCUUCGACUCGGCAUUUAAAUUGAGCUGCAGGACAUCAUCUGCUGCCACAUUCAGCACCGUGCUGUGGUAGUAAAUAACCAGCGCUAGCUUAACAGGUUUCUCCUUUUUUUUUUUUUUCCUGACUCGAUAACGACAGAAGUAAUUGCUGGUUUUGAAGAGGUUUGCUUUGUUGUUGUUGUUGUUGUUUUUUGCUGGGGAGCAGAUAGCGGGAGCAGCUGAACAAUACCGGGUGGCUGCGCUGUGACAGCGGCUCGGUGCAUCGUUUUUGGGAUUCCUCUGCUAGCUCCCGGACCAAGCUGAAUAGCGGUAACGUGAUGCUGUGUCGUAGCAGGAUGGUUUAGACUUUUCUUAACGUCGUUCGUUUGCUGAAACAGAUUAGUAAACAAAAACAAGCUGCUCGUCGGCUGUGGUGCAUGAAGUGGCCUGGACCUGGGAGGACCGAUGGACUGGAUGAUGAGAGUGAAUGGUCAGGUUUAAAUGUAGAUGACACAUUCACUGUAUCUGAGUUCGAGCUUCACCUCAGGACCUAAGACGCACAUUUGUUAACUCAAAGACUCAACAAGGUGAGACAAGCGUCCAGCUGAUCAACGAGCUGCGCCCAUCGGAGACUCGUCCGGUCCGGUCGUAAGCACCAGCCGCGAUGUUCAGCUGGCUCGGAACCGACGACAGGAGGAAGAAGGAGCCGGAGGUCUUCCAGACGGUCAGCGACGGGCUGAAGAAGCUCUACAAAACCAAGCUCCUGCCGCUGGAGGAGACCUACAAGUUCCACGAGUUCCACUCUCCGGCGCUGGAGGAUGCCGACUUCGACAACAAGCCCAUGGUCCUGCUGGUGGGCCAGUACUCCACCGGAAAGACGAGCUUCAUACGCUACCUGUUGGAGCAGGAUUUCCCUGGAAUGCGCAUCGGCCCCGAACCCACCACGGAUUCCUUCAUCGCGGUGAUGCACGGCGACACGGAAGGAGUCGUCCCCGGCAACGCUUUGGUGGUCGACCCCAAGAAGCCCUUCAGGAAGCUGAACGCUUUCGGGAACGCGUUCCUCAACAGGUUCGUGUGUGCCCAGCUUCCUAACCCGGUGCUGGAAAGCAUCAGCGUGAUCGACACGCCAGGGAUUCUGUCUGGAGAGAAACAGAGAAUCAGUCGAGGCUAUGACUUUGCAGCUGUCCUCGAGUGGUUUGCGGAGCGAGUGGACAGGAUCAUAUUACUGUUCGACGCCCACAAACUGGACAUCUCCGAUGAGUUCUCAGAGGUGAUAAAGGCUCUGAAGAACCACGAAGACAAGAUCAGAGUUGUGCUGAACAAGGCCGACCAGAUAGAGACCCAGCAGUUGAUGAGAGUGUAUGGAGCCCUGAUGUGGUCACUUGGGAAAAUAGUCAACACCCCAGAGGUGAUCCGCGUCUAUAUCGGCUCAUUUUGGUCCCAUCCGCUGUUGAUUCCCGAUAACAGGAAGCUGUUUGAAGCAGAGGAGCAGGACUUAUUCAAGGACAUCCAGUCCUUACCGAGAAAUGCGGCUCUAAGAAAGCUGAAUGACCUGAUCAAGAGGGCAAGACUAGCCAAGGUCCAUGCCUAUAUCAUCAGCUCACUGAAGAAAGAGAUGCCCUCUGUGUUUGGGAAGGAGAACAAGAAGAAGGAGCUGAUCGGCAGCCUGGGUGAUAUCUACAAACGCAUCGAAAGAGAGCAUCAGAUAUCACCGGGAGAUUUCCCUAAUCUGAAGAAGAUGCAGGAUCAGCUCCAAGCGCAAGAUCUCACCAGGUUCCAGCCUCUGAAACCUAAGCUCCUGGAGGCAGUCGAUGACAUGCUAGCCAAUGACAUCGCUGGCUUGAUGGUCCUGGUCCGGCAAGAGGAAAACCAGCGGCCCAACCAGGUAGUGAAGGGUGGCGCGUUCGACGGCACUCUGAACGGCCCGUUCGGCCACGGGUACGGCGAAGGAGCCGGCGAAGGCAUCGACGAGGCAGAGUGGGUGGUGGCGCGCGACAAACCCGCUUACGACGAGAUUUUCUACACGCUGUCCCCCGUCAACGGGAAGGUGACGGGAGCCAACGCCAAGAAGGAGAUGGUGAAGUCAAAACUGCCCAAUACAGUGCUGGGAAAGAUCUGGAAGCUGGCCGAUAUCGAUAAGGAUGGGAUGCUCGACGACGAGGAGUUUGCGUUGGCCAAUCACCUGAUCAAAGUGAAACUGGAGGGACAUGAACUGCCGUCAGAUCUGCCUGCACACCUGGUGCCUCCUUCCAAGAGGAAAAUAUCUGAAUAAAUGUAAGGUUCCCCAUCACCUGCCCUUAAAGCCUGUAAGUAGCCCUGUCCCCACCCCCAGAGGAUAUUAACCCUGAAAAGAGGAAUCAUCCUGUAGCAUUACAGCAAAAAAUAACUAAUAAGCAUUUUCAGUCCUGCUCUGUUGCUGUCAUCCUCAUGCUUUUACCCUCAAGUGGCAAAAUAGUGGCAAAAAUGCACAUAUUUUGUGCAAAAAAAAAAAAAAUAUAUAUAUAUUAAUUUGCCACCUCUGCAGGGUCUGCCUCCUUUUUAAUAGCUAUUCUAGUAAUAGUUUCCAAAGUAAAAGAGUGAGAGUAGUUGUUACAGACAGAUGGUGGAGAUGUGAGUACAGCAGAUGUGGUAAUCAACAAAACAAAGAAACACUGGAAUAUAAAAAAACAUAAGUUUAAACUACUGGAAUGAAAACAGGGGAGAUACAUGAAAGAAGAAAAAGACAUAUAUAUGCAAAAAAUAAAAGGCUCAUCCCCAGCCAUCUGUACUUAUGUUUAGACCCUCAGUAUUCAGUAUCAGUAUUUUUAUUAUUAUGUGUAUUCCCAAAUUACACUGCAGUAUUUUACUUGGCUGCCAAAACACUUCAGUCCUUGUACUUCAAAGACCUGCGUUAUUCUUGUCCUCCUGGCACGGCUGAGUGGUCUGGCUUUCGUUUCAUGGGGACACAUAAAACAAUGACAAAGAUUUCCUGGAAGGCGGCUUGAGGAUACACACACAAACAUAAAUGCGUAGAAGCAAAACACACGCAUGACAAAAUUAUUACCGGUUAUAAGGCUUGUAACCAAUUACACAGAUAAAAAAACAAAGGCUUCAAUGAAUGAAUAACUUCUUAACGUCGUUAAAGCUGGUGUGGAGGAUGGAGUGGAGUGGGUUUAUGACCUUCAGUGACCGCACACACCUGGAUCGACCUUUUGUGUCAAAGGAGGAAAAUGUUGAACGGGGAAACUAUUAAUGAUAAAUCUCUUUUUAUUAGUCUCAUUUCCACGUGACUGUGGUGACAUACCACGAAUGUGCCGACAAGCUCGGUGUAAAUGUGGGCUCUGUUCAUUUUAAUGUUUGGGCACAUCCUGACUGUUGUAUGUAUGCAUUUGACCACAUGUAUCGGUGUUAUUAUUUGUGACAUAUGUGUAUUCAGUCAUAAGAAUUACUCAAGCUACUGAGCAGGGACUUUUAAGACUGGGCCAUGGUAUUGGAAAUGUCUUAGUUACUUAGAAUACGUCGAUCUAUGCACCAGUCUGAUACCAGGUUUUUCUAGUGUAAUAGAUUGCUACAGUUUCGCUAGCUGCUGCUUACGCUACACUACCACAAAACAGUACUUAUUUUAAACAGUGUUUUCCCCAUAGUAGGGUAGCACAACUGGCUGUGUAGGCAGCUGUUUUGAUUUCUGGUAGGGUAACCAUAGCUACAGUUGGCUAAACACCAGCAAUAUUUUUCAGCAGACUAUCCCCCCAGAGGAAGGUUGGUGUUUGCAGCAUGCAAAGCUGUAGCUUGGAAGGGUGGCACCAGUGUUGCAACAGCACACAAGAGAGCACAAUGAUUACACCAAGGCAGAGGGGGACGUGAGGAGAAAUUUGAACUGGGAGGAAAAGAAAAUUAAAGAAAGACUGCUAACCUAGAAAGCUGCAGAAGAAACGGUUCGUGUCGGACAAAACCCUAAGUAGAAAAGGAAAUAAUAGUGAUCUAGAAAUCUUUAGUCGUUAAUUGAAAACUGAUCAUUGAUUCUUCUAAAAGUAACUACAUCAUAGUAACGCAGUGUAUUUGCUUUUUUGUGUGUUCACAAUAAUUGAUACGGUUUUAAAAUCUUUAUUUUAGUUUAUUUGAAUCUGGCUUUGUGUUUCGUGUUUUUUAAGUUGUAUUCAUGUGUUAAACAUAAUUCCUCUUCACAGUGUUUCUGAUAUUACUCUAGCGAUAUGCCAGUAUGUGUGUUCUUAAAACAUAUUUCACAUUUGUAUGGUGUGUUAACCAGUUAUGAGUCUAUGGUAAGAUAAAUACACUUGGCGAACUAUAACUGGAUCCCCACAUGGCAUCAAAUGUAAAGCAUGUGCUUCCUGAAUGAGGCAGUGUUCACGCCGAGCUGAUUGAAUAGACCUUUAUCCAGUUCAUGGCCGCUUUAUGCCGUUUCCUCAUACGUUUCUGUGCUGUUACUGUAAAUCACAUGUACAUAAGAAGACUGACUGCAUUCCUUGAACACAGAUCUAAAAAUCCUCCUGCACACUUUAAUGCAUCACUAACUCAUUAUUCACUGUUGAUCCCGAUCACAUAGUAAAAUGUGAAAAAAAAAAGAUGCCUGUUGAAUGUGGAUGCUCUGCAAAAUAACUAAUUUCCAAGUGGUUUUCAUGCCCUGACAGAUUGCGACGCUGAAGUCCUGUCGCGGUGGUGAACACGUUGGAUUAAGUGGAAACACUGGCGUUGUAGCGCUGUUUUCAAGAUGUAGAUGCGUUGCUUAAAUGUGUACUUUACUGCUUCUCUGUCAACAUAAACAGUCUAUAAUAAAAAUCAUAUAUUCAGCUUGA